Molecule: messenger RNA, 3380 nt
Organism: Aphis gossypii (cotton aphid)
Lineage: Eukaryota; Metazoa; Arthropoda; Insecta; Hemiptera; Aphididae
Product: M-phase inducer phosphatase 3-like
Exons: 11
Coding region: 568-2208 (546 amino acids)
Biological process (GO): positive regulation of G2/MI transition of meiotic cell cycle; positive regulation of G2/M transition of mitotic cell cycle; protein dephosphorylation
Cellular component (GO): nucleus; cytoplasm
Molecular function (GO): protein tyrosine phosphatase activity
Source: RefSeq, a predicted model, not a curated record
CGUCCGUACUGGUUCACACCGACGACGAUCAUAGGCCCGAGGCGCAGCAGCAGCAGCUACCCACUACCACCACCACCGCACUCCUCGCCGCCGCACCGCCGCCACGUCGCCCGUUAACUUUUUGAAAAGAAAAAACCGAAACGGACCGGCCCGAGCGCUGUCGUUGUAAUAAUAUUUGUUAAAUAUCGUUAUAUCGUCCGACGGCGGCCGUCCGGCGUUCGGUUUUGAGUUCUCUCGUCGUUUUGUCACCGUAUGUAUACUAUUUUUCACGUUUUUCUCUUUCUCGCGGCCGUUUUUUCGGCUCCCGCGUCACCUGCGAGAAUCGUAAACGACGACUGAACUCUCCGACGGUUGGUGUUUGUCGCGGACGAAACGAUGUGUUGCUCGUCGGUCGUCGAUCUGUGCAACAGCAACAGCAGUAUCAUUAGUUGACAUCGUGAACAGUGAGUAUAUUUCAACGAAAAUCAGCGCGAAGAGUUCUCGUGCAACGGUUCAGACAUCGCGAUGAGAACUGGAUAAGUUUGUACUAUCUGCUCUAUACAUUAUAGUCAGUAAAUAACAUAUACAAUGAGUUCAUUCAAUGAUAGAAAACCAAUCCAAGAGGUGUCAUCACCAAUGACAAAUUUAGCUAAUUGUCUUGGAACAUCACUGACAGUCAGACGCAAGCUAACUUUAUCUGAAUCCAGUGAAACUCCAAAAAAAUGUUAUGACAACAUACUCCAUGAUCACGAUAUAAACAGCUCAUCAAAUACCAGAUUAUUCAAAGGAAAUUCAAAAAAUAUAAAUGAUAGUCCUACAUUGAAAAAUUUGAUGCUUCAAAAAAUGAUAAACAGUCCAGUUGAGAAGGAAAACACAACCAAGUGUGCCGAUGCAAUAGUCUCUAAAACAAUGUUAUCACCAUCCCAAUCAAGUCCAACAUUUUUGAUACACAGUCGUAAUACAAGAGGUCGUCACCCGUUGGAAGAUCAUGAUCCAAAUUCACAAGACAGUGGAUUUUUUUCUGUGCUUUCUGAAGAUUCCAGAUCAUUAACUAGAUUUGAACCCAAAAGUGUAAUUGACAAGAAAAACUCAUCAUUAAAUGUUUGUCACAAAGGAAUCCCAGAAAUAGAUGAUCCAUUUGACAAUAUUAAUUCUCCAAGAAGACUGUCUCAAGAUUCACUUCCAACCGAAUUCAGUACUUUGAUUGAUGGAGAUAUUUUUUCAUUACAUUCACCGAUAAUAAAACCUAUUGUCAGACGAAGAAAUUCUAAGUAUGAUUCAGAGACACCUCGAAAAAUUGAUUUAGUUUUUGAAGAAAAAAAGAAGCCUGAUGUUGUUGUAAAAAAACGCAAAUUAUUUAAUGAUUUUGAAUGUCCUUCUGAGUCAUCAAUUGUAUCCAAAAGGUUAAAGCCUAAUGUUGAUCUUUCAAUCUCAUUUAAUUCUCCAAGAUUAGACACUGGAAAUACUUCUUUAACUGCUCCUGUAUCACAUAAGAAAACUACACUUUUUGACUAUGGAUUUUGUAAAAACAGUGUUUCCAAGUUACGAAGAUCAUUUUCAACUACUGAAGACACAAUAAAAGCUGCAUUUGAAAAAGAGGAUAAUGGAACAAAUUUAAUUGGUGACUUCAGUCAAUCAUUUAUAUUGCCCUUGUUAUCAUUCGGUCGUCAUGCAGAUCUUCGUAGCAUAUCUCCUGAUACAUUAGCUCGUUUAUUGGAAGGCUCGUUCAAUGAUCAUAUUGACUCUUAUCUUAUAAUAGAUUGCCGAUACCCCUAUGAGUAUGAAGGUGGUCAUAUAAGAGGUGCAAUCAACAUAUUUACUAAAGAGCAACUAUUUAAAAACUAUACAGAAGACAAGUUAGGUAAAAAAUCUCAGAAAUGUGAUAACAUAAGUGCAAAGAGAAAUGUUUUGAUAUUUCACUGUGAAUUUUCAUCAGAAAGAGGUCCAAGUCUGUCACGAUACUUGCGUAAUGCAGAUCGUCAAAAGAACAGUAUGUGCUAUCCUUAUUUGGACUAUCCAGAAAUGUAUUUGCUCGAUGGUGGAUACUGUAAAUUUUUCAGUCAACACAGUAACUUGUGUGUACCAUCUAGCUAUCGGUCAAUGUAUGAUCCGGCCCAUACCUCAGAUCUAAGAAGGUUUAGGUCUAAAUCAAAAACAUGGACUUGUCACAACGAUGCAAUGCCAAGAUUGGCUGGGAAAAACACGCUCAAACGAUUGGGUUUUAAUUAAUCGCUUUAUAUAUUCUUUCGUGUAAAAAAGUUUAGGUUUUUUUUUUUUAUAUUGAUUUGUGUGAUUUUUUUUUUUGCGUUUUAAUUUUAAUUUAUUUUUAACCAUUUAACCAAUUUUUUUUCUAUUUUAAAAACUGAUGUGUUGAUAUAUUAAUUUAGAUCCCAGUGCAAUUUUGUAUAACUUUUGUGAUGCUAUAUAAUAGUAAAAGCACUGUUAGCUAAGUUUCCAAAAAAGAACAUUUAAUUGUCAGCUUUAGUGGUUUUAAUUAUUUUAUAUAAAUAGAUUGUUAAUAUAAAAUCAAAUGCAUAUAGUUUAUUAUGUACGUGUGUUUGUGUGAUUUUAAUGUAUUUGCCAAGUGCAAUGUGAUUUUUUUUUUUUAGAUAACAUUAACUUAAAAGAAAAUAAUGUUAGUCGGAGGGUUAACAUUUUUUUAAAAAAAGACUUUUAGUAUUAAUUUUAUUUUUUACAAAACAUUACUACAAUAAGUAAGAUUAGUAAGUUAAUGAAAAACGAUUGAAUGUGUUCAUUUUAAUAUUAAUUUUUCAUAUCGCUUUGCCAAUAUAUUCUAAAUUUUUAUGUGUAAUUAGAAAAAUGUGUACAUACUCGUAGUUAAAUUAAGUAUUUUGGAAAAAUUUUAUUAUUUAUUAAUUAUUUUAUUUUUUCAUGUUUUUUUCUAAAAUAUUAAUAGUUAUGAGAUCAUACGAACAUUAUAUUAUAUUUUAAUAUAUUUAUCUAUGUCAUCGGCUGUUAGAUUUAGUUUUAUAUUAUAAUUAUUUUUAAACAAUUUCUUUAUCGACUCAUUUAAGAUGAGUAAAAAACAAAAAAAAAAAACAAAAAACAAGUCAAAAGUAGCUUUUAAUGCUUUUUUUCUAUACAUUUAUAAUAAUAAUAAUUUCUAUUUAAUAUCAAUUGACAAUAGAUAUUAUGAACUCUUUUAGCAUUAUUUUUUCAGUCUUCUGUAUGUCGAGAUUGAGGAGUGCAAAUUGUUUUAAUAUCUUAUACAAAUUUGUUUCCUUUUUUAAAUGAGUCGACUUUUAAUAUAUGUACGAAACGUUAUGCUCGGCGUGUAUAAAGAGAAAUCUAUAGGCAAUUUUGAAUUUUUAGAGAAGUAUUUAUAUGUAUUGAUGUGAAAAUGUUAUUAUUUAAAAUAUAGAAAUUUAGAUUGAGACUAA